CAGCUGAUCGGAGGGAGAGGAGGGUCGCGCAGGUGCUCCCGAUGGCCGUGGGAAAUCUCGUCUGAUUACUGUCUGAUUUGAAGGCCGAUAAAUAACUCCCCUGCAAGCGUUUCAAAAUCUUGGUCGCGUAGGCCUAUAUUCAAGUUUAUCGACGACGGCUGGGGAAAGAAACGCUGUCAAAAAGCUUUUUUUUAUUUAAGAAAAAAAAGGAAGAUCGCGGCGGCAUGGAGACCACAGACUCCAGGAUGGACUACUCGAUGGUGAAGAGGCUCCUCUCGGCCCUUAUGUAUGGCGUGUGUUCGUUCCUCAUCGUCGUGGUGAACAAGACGGUGUUAACGACGUACAAAUUCCCGUCAUUCCAAUUCGUAGCGUUAGGACAGAUGACAGCGACGGUGGUGGUCCUCUUCGUGGCCAAGCGUCUCAAAAUCGUGGACUAUCCCGAGUUCACGCCGGACAUCGUCAAUAAAAUAUGGCCUCUGCCCCUGAUCUACGUGGGGAACCUGAUCUUCGGGUUGGGAGGCACCAAGAGGCUCAGUUUGCCGAUGUUCACUGUCCUGCGGAGAUUUUCCAUUCUCUUCACCAUGAUUGGAGAAAAAUUAAUUUUAGGGAAUAACCCACCUUUUACUAUUCAAUUAACUGUGUACACCAUGAUCCUUGGCUCCAUCAUCGCGGCAUUAAACGAUAUCUCCUUCGAUGCGGUGGGCUACUUCUUUGUGCUAUCCAACAACGUCUUCACGGCAGCCAAUGGUGUCUAUGUUAAGAAGAAGUUGGACAGUAAGGAUCUGGGGAAGUAUGGCCUACUGUUCUACAAUUCACUCUUCAUGCUGCCGUUCGCCGUCUCCUUCAGCUGGUUCAACGGCGAUCUUGAUAAGGCAGUGGCAUACGAAGGCUGGAGCGACCUGUGGUUCACGGUCCAGUUCAUCAUGUCGUGCAUCAUGGGAUUCAUCCUGAUGUACUCGGUGAUGCUGUGCACGCAGUACAACUCUGCCCUCACCACCACCAUCAUCGGGUGCCUCAAGAACAUCUUCGUUACGUACUUAGGGAUGAUUAUUGGAGGCGACUACGUGUUCUCCAUCUACAAUUUCGCGGGGCUCAAUAUCAGGUAUAGAUGGAAUCUUCUCAUUGUAUUUAUUUGAUGAUCAUUAAUUAACCUUUUGUGUUUUGCAGUGGUCUCUUUCUUUUCUUGUGUUGUUAUUACUUUUU
This is a messenger RNA of Penaeus indicus, 1203 nucleotides long. RefSeq names its product nucleotide sugar transporter SLC35D2-like (gene frc). Gene Ontology annotation, molecular function: UDP-N-acetylgalactosamine transmembrane transporter activity; antiporter activity; UDP-glucuronate transmembrane transporter activity. Gene Ontology annotation, cellular component: Golgi apparatus. Lineage: Eukaryota; Metazoa; Arthropoda; Malacostraca; Decapoda; Penaeidae. The coding region runs from base 225 to 1136 and encodes 303 amino acids. The record is from RefSeq and is a predicted model, not a curated record. The transcript is spliced from 9 exons.